AUGUCACAAAAUCCAGGACCAUUUCUUGUUUCAUCACAUGGUCAUCCAGGUUUUAAUCCUCGACCACAACCACCACCACCACCACCACCAUCAUCAUCCUCAUUAUCAUCAUCAUCAAAACGUAUAAGUAAUGGUCUUAUAGGUAGUUCUAGUCCAGGUACUACAUCAAUUGGACCUAAUAUGGGUCUUUCAUCAUCACCAUCACCAAUGCGAUCCACUGGUUCCAUAGGUCCAAUGAAAACUUCUGGUAUUAAUAUGGGUCCUAUGGAUAAAUCAAAUACAAUGCCUUAUUCAAAUCGUUAUAGUCGUAAAGCAUGGCCUAUGUCACGUAAUAUUCAUGAUAAAAAUAUUCGUAGUCAUGAUGAUCAUGAAACUCCAUAUAUUCGUCCAAAUAUUCCAAAUACAAUAGAUAAUAUGAAUAAUUCAUCAUUUACAAUUGAACCAUCAACAGAUGAUGAUGAAUCUGAUGAUAUAUAUUUUUCAUCACGUCAUAUAGCAGCUGCACGUUUUCAACGUAAUCAACGUUUAUUAUGUGAAAUAUUUAAUGAAAUAUGUAUACCUGAUUUACGAUCAAAUAUAAAUGUUGAUCGUAUAUUAACAUUACGUCGACAAGUUGAUGCACUUAAAAUACAUCGUGAAACAUUUGAAAAAGAUUUAAAUGAAUUAGAAGAUAAACAUAUUGAUAAAAAACGAAAAUUUUUAGAAUUAAAUGAAAAAUUUCAUAAUGAAUAUGCUGAUGCAUCAACAAUGAAUUUAAGUCGAGAAAAAAUUAAUGAAAUUUUACUUAAAUAUGAAACAAUGGAAAAAUUACAAAAAGAAAAACAAUUACUUUUACAACAACAACAGCAACAACAACAACAACAGGUCGCUGCAACACCACCACCACCACCACCACAACAACCAACUCCAACUGUUCCACCAUCAACUAUCAUUCCACCAACUAAAAUUGAACCUCCACCUACUAUUGAAAUUCCACAACAACCAAUACCACCGCCAUUACCACAACCACAACCACCACCGUCACAUCCUAUUCCAACGCAAUUACCACCACAACCUGUACCAAUUCAAUUACCACCUACACAAUCUGUUCCAACACAAUUACCACCUCAACCUAUACCAUCAAAUCAAAUACCUCCUGUACAAUCAUCACAACAUAUACCAACACCAUUACCACCAACGCAAACUGUACAAUCUCCCAUGGCACCUUCUCAACCUACACAAUCUCAUUUACAACCACCACCUAUUAUGCAACAAUUACCACCACCGCAACAAAUUCCACCUCCACAACAACAACAACAACAACCACCGCCACCUCAUCAAGGUUAUCCGAUGAUGCAUCAAGGUGGUGGUUAUCCACCAGUACCUACUUAUGGUCAUCCGCAACAAGCUCAACAAUAUCGACCACCAAUGAAUCAACGUCCAGUUCAAUAUCCACCGAAUGUUCAAUGGCAACAACAACAACAACAACCACCUCCACCACCACAACAACAACAACAAUGGCAACCUAAUGCAUAUGAUCCUCGAUAUUAUCAUCCAUAUCCUCCUAAUGUUCAAUGGCAACAACAACAACAAUGGCCACCAAAUCAACCUCCACCUCAACAACAACAAAUGGGUAUGAUGCCACCCCAACAACAACAACAACAACAAGUACCACCACCACAGACACGUCCUCCACCUCAACAACAACAACAACAACAACAACAACCACCACAGAUGUAUGUCAACGGUGUUAAUUAUGGUUAUGGUGGUGGUCCAGUUGGUUGGAAUGGUGGUCCACCACCACCUCCACAUCCAUCUCAACAAUAUGGUUAUCCACAAAAUCCACCUUAUGAUCCAUCAGGUGUACCCGGACCUCCACAACAACAAUAUUAUCCACCACCACCACAAGGUUAUGAUUAUGGUCCACCACCACCUCAACAACAACAACAGCAAGCUCCUCUUCCUCCUCCUCAACAACAACCACCACCACAAAUGAACUGA
This is a messenger RNA of Rotaria sp. Silwood1, 1980 nucleotides long. Lineage: Eukaryota; Metazoa; Rotifera; Eurotatoria; Philodinida; Philodinidae. The record is from the annotation of a GenBank genome assembly.